CAUCAUGGUGGGAGCACUUGUUUUGCUGUGUGUUUGUGGGUUGGCCUCCACAGCCUCUGGUUGUGAAGAUAGAGCAGUACCUAAACCACAAGAACUGAUAAAAUUGAGAUUACAUCCUGAACUAGCCGAAGAUGCCAAUUUGAGAGUGCCAAGUUUGGUUCGGAAGUACGGGUACCCAUUGGAAGAGCACCAGGUUACCACCAGUGACCAGUAUGUUUUGACCAUGCACCGAAUUCCCUAUGGACGAUAUAACAAGAAGAAAAGAAACAGGCCUGUCGUCUUCCUUAUGCACGGGUUAUUAUCUUCCUCUGCAGAAUAUAUUAUUACCGGGCCUGAAAAAGCUUUGGCCUACAUUCUAGCCGAGGAAGGUUUCGACGUGUGGCUCGGCAACGCCCGCGGCAACCGCUACUCCCGCCAGCACUCCUAUAUUGACCCUAGGAACCCUAAGUUCUGGAAAUUCUCCUGGGACGAGAUCGGAAACCUAGACUUGCCGGCCAUGAUCGAUUAUGUUUUGGGGAAGACGAGGAAGAGACAGCUGCAUUACAUAGGGCAUUCACAGGGCACCACAGCGUUCUGGGUCAUGUGCUCGCUGAGACCCGAAUACAACCAAAAGAUCGUCUCCAUGCACGCCCUGGCCCCUGUGGCUUACUUGACACACAAUAAGUGUCCUCUCCUGCAUGCAAUAGCGCCGUUUUCUAAUGCCAUCGCUAAUUUUCUAGCUUUGAUCGGAAAAUCAGAAUUUAUGCCUAACAAGCUCAUUUUGAAAUGGGCCGGAGCGGCGAUGUGCAGAGACGGGGCCAUCUUUCAAGAGCUCUGCAGCAACAUAUACUUCCUCGUUGGUGGCUGGAACUCCGUGGAGUUAAACAGGACGAUGAUCCCAGUAAUCCUAGGCCACACACCAGCAGGCGCCUCCGUCUAUCAGCUCGCCCACUACGGCCAAGUCAUGGCCAGCAAGGAGUUUCGGCGCUUCAACCACGGGCUUGCCAACAUGAGGAUAUACAGAAACAUGAUACCGCCACGUUACGACCUCCACAAAGUGACAGCCCCAGUAUUCUUCCAUUAUUCCCUAUCUGAUCCAUGGGCUCAUGUUAAUGAUGUCGACAGAUUGGGAAGGGAGGUCGGUAAUCUUAAAGCAAAGCGGGUCAUACCUAUGGCAACUUACAGCCACUUUGAUUUUCUAUUGGGAAUUAACGCGAAAAGGCUUGUGUAUGAUCAGGUUAUAUCUGAUAUAAGGAGUAUGGAAAGGAAAUAAAUAGUUUGGAAUA
Messenger RNA from Cydia amplana, 1265 nucleotides. Its product is annotated as lipase 3-like. Gene Ontology annotation, biological process: lipid metabolic process. Gene Ontology annotation, molecular function: hydrolase activity, acting on ester bonds. The record is from RefSeq and is a predicted model, not a curated record. The transcript is spliced from 7 exons. NCBI's taxonomy places the organism in Eukaryota, Metazoa, Arthropoda, Insecta, Lepidoptera, Tortricidae. The coding region runs from base 5 to 1252 and encodes 415 amino acids.